AUGUCCACCACCACACCCACAUCAACCCGCCAAUGGGUCCUCGCCCGCCGCCCGACGGGCGCCCCGAUCCUCUCCGGCCCGUCCGCCACCUUCAGCCUCGUCACGGCCGAACUCCCACCGCUCGCGGCCGGCCAGGUGCUCUGCCGCGUGCGCUACAUCUCCAACGACCCGGGCCAGCGCGGCUUCAUCGGCAUCGGCGUCGCCGACGACAGGAUGUACGUGCCGCCCGUGCACGUCGGCGCGGCGAUGCGCGCCGGCGUCAUCGCCGAAGUCGUCGCCUCUCUCGCGCCGUCCAUCGCCGUCGGCCAGCUCGUCAUGACGCUACACCUCGGCCAGUGGGCCGAGCUCGUCGUCCUCGACGCCGCCGACUGCCAGCCGCUCGCCCCGCCGCCGGGCAUGGCCGUCACGCAUUUCCUGGGCGCCCUGGGCGCGCCCGGGCUGACGGCGUACUACGGCGUCGUCGAGGUGCUCAAGGCGCGGCCGCAGCACACGCUGGUCGUCAGCGGCGCGGCGGGCGCGACGGGCGGCAUGGUCGUGCAGAUUGCCAAGAGGCUGGUCGGGUGCGCGCGCGUCGUGGGCAUCGCGGGCGGCGCGGACAAGUGCGCGUGGGUGCGCGACGCGCUGGGGGCGGAUGCGUGCGUCGAUUACAAGAGCGCGUCGUUCCUGGCGGACCUGGCGCGGGCGACCGACGGCUAUGUCGAUUUGUACUUUGACAACGUCGGCGGCGACGUCCUCGACGCGAUGCUGCCGCGCAUGCAGAAGGGGGGGACCGUCGCCGUGUGUGGCGCCAUUUCGACGUAUAACGAUGCCGGGCCGAUGAAGCUGAAGAAUUGGAUGGAGGUUGUGAGUAUGCGGUUGAACUUUAAGGGGUUUAUCUUGUUGGACUAUGCGGAGCAGAUCCCGAGCGCGAUUGGGGAGUUGGUGAAGGCGGUGCAGGAGGGGAAGGUGGUGUUGGGAGACGAGCAUGAGACGCUGGUCGAGACGGGGAUCGAGGGCGUGCCCGAGACGUGGAUGAAGCUGUUUGAGGGCGUGAACAGAGGGAAGCUGAUCACGAAGCUCGUGUAG
Messenger RNA from Diplodia corticola, 1065 nucleotides. Its product is annotated as nadp-dependent leukotriene b4 12-hydroxydehydrogenase protein. NCBI's taxonomy places the organism in Eukaryota, Fungi, Ascomycota, Dothideomycetes, Botryosphaeriales, Botryosphaeriaceae. The transcript has a single exon. Gene Ontology annotation, molecular function: oxidoreductase activity, acting on the CH-CH group of donors, NAD or NADP as acceptor. The record is from RefSeq and is a predicted model, not a curated record. Bases 1 to 1065 code for a protein of 354 amino acids.